UGGAAUACGAUAUAUAACAACGGUGCGCCUCCAGAGUCGUCUUAUAGUUCGUCUUGCUUUCAGUGCGGUUUACGUACGAUCGAUGGCACGCGCGAAGAACGGUACUUACCGACCUAUGUUCACAUGUCCGAUAGAUUUUUGUUCGGUCUCAAAGAAUACGAACAAACCGUAACCAACGAAUAUUUAUGCAUCGAACGCGGACGAGCGUGAAAAACGUGCACGUAUAGACGCCUUGCGAGUAUGGUGCUACAGAAAAAAUAUUGGACCAAAAUCGAAGGUGCCUAUUGUAUAGUGGUCGCAUGUAUCACGGCCUUGAUAAAACUUGUGUUAAAGUAUGUCGUUGGUAUUAAUUCGAAUUUUGAAAAUCAGUCCGUUUUAGAUGCUCAGCAAAAAAUUUACAAAACAGUUGCGGAUAUUCCAGGACCAAGGUCAUUGCCUGUAUUUGGAACGAGAUGGAUCUAUUGGAAAUUUGGUUUGUAUAAACUGAAUGCCGUUCACUUAGCAUACAAAGACAUGUUUAUCCGGUAUGGGGAUAUUAUUCGUGAAGAGGCACUGUGGAACAUACCAAUCAUAAGUGUCAAAGACAGAGAUUUCAUCGAAAGAGUACUUAGACAUAGUGGAAAGUAUCCUAUUCGUCCUCCAAAUGAAGUAACAGCGAACUAUAGAAAGUCUCGUCCAGAUCGUUACACAAAUACAGGGCUUGUGAAUGAACAAGGUGAAGUUUGGGCGAGGUUAAGGAAUAAAUUGACACCGGCACUUACUAGUCCUAGAACAAUACAACGUUUCUUGCCAGAAGUUAAUCAGCUAGCAGAUGAUUUUAUUAACCUAAUUUCCCAAGCAAGAGACAGCAAUAACGUGGUCAAAAUAUUUGAAUCGUAUUGUAACAGGAUGGGAUUGGAAAGCACGUGUACGUUGAUUUUGGGUAGGAGAUUCGGAUUUUUAGAUGGAGAGGUUAGCGAAACGGCUACGCGCCUGGCAGAUUCUGUGACCAGCCAGUUCCGAGCAUCUCAGGAAGCGUUUUACGGGCUUCCCUUCUGGAAAUUAAUACCGACAAAGGCAUACAAGGAAUUUGUAGCGAGUGAAGACGCUUUAUACGACAUCGUGUCAGAAAUCGUAGACUCGGCACUGAUCGAUGAGGAACAGUCUUACACAGAUGUACGCAGUGUGUUCGUAUCUAUACUGCAGACGUCAGAGUUGGACAACAGAGAUAAAAAAGCUGCGGUUAUCGAUUACAUCGCCGCUGGAAUAAAAACAUUGGGAAACACCUUAGUGUUUUUAUUGUACUUGGUCGCCAAACAUCCAGAUGUACAGAAAAAAAUAUAUAAUGAAAUAUCACUAUUGGCUCCAGCAAGUACACCUAUUACUGCUGAACAUUUACACAAAGCCACAUAUUUGAAUGCGUGUAUAUCCGAAGCUCACAGACUUCUACCCACUGCCCCGUGUAUUGCAAGAGUUUUGGAAUCGGAAGUUGAGUAUGACAAUUACCGAUUACCAUCAGGGACUGUUGUGUUAUUGCACACGGGAUUAGCGUGUUUGGACGAUAAAAAUUUCAUAGACGCGACUUCGUAUAAACCGGAAAGGUGGUUGGACGAUUUGACGAAAAAAUCACCGUUUUUGGUCGCACCAUUCGGUUAUGGCAAACGAAUGUGUCCUGGGAAGCGAUUUAUAGAAUUAGAACUUCAAAUUGUUUUAGCAAAGAUGGUUAAACAAUUUCAUAUCGACUUUAAAGGACAACUGAAAACUGAAUUUGAAUUUCUUUUGACACCCAGCAAUGCAAAUUUUAUUCUACGAGAUAGAAAUUAUUGAUGUCUUAAAAUAGUUUAUUAAAUUAACCCUACUAUAAUUUAAUACAGUACCUG
Messenger RNA from Melanaphis sacchari, 1859 nucleotides. RefSeq names its product ecdysone 20-monooxygenase (gene shd). The transcript has 11 exons. NCBI's taxonomy places the organism in Eukaryota, Metazoa, Arthropoda, Insecta, Hemiptera, Aphididae. Gene Ontology annotation, molecular function: monooxygenase activity; heme binding; oxidoreductase activity, acting on paired donors, with incorporation or reduction of molecular oxygen. The coding region runs from base 241 to 1806 and encodes 521 amino acids. The record is from RefSeq and is a predicted model, not a curated record.